Culex pipiens pallens (northern house mosquito) is the source of this 3622-nucleotide messenger RNA. RefSeq lists its product as uncharacterized. Bases 1069 to 2013 code for a protein of 314 amino acids. The record is from RefSeq and is a predicted model, not a curated record. The transcript has 7 exons. NCBI's taxonomy places the organism in Eukaryota, Metazoa, Arthropoda, Insecta, Diptera, Culicidae.
UCGGAUCAGUUUCGGUGUCGACACUCGGCUGAACGGCAACUCGGUGCGGACUUUGUGCGGCAGGACCAAGCCCCAAGCCCGUGGUGUCUCCGGAAACGUCGGAAUCGACGGGAAUCGACGGUGACGGUCGCGCUUUUUGGGACAGACACAAAAGGACGGGGAUAGUGAGUGCGCGCGGCGCUGUAUGUGUGUGUGUCUAUUUAGUGGUCGUUUUGGCGAAAAAAGAAGGGAACCGGUGGAACCGGUGGAACCGGUGUCCGGAGUGGAAGAAGUGGCCGCAAGCAGUGGCAUGUGCCGGAAAAUCGAUACUUUUCCGCGCUGAAAGGUGAUUAAAAGAAGCACAGGACUAACGAAGAACCAAAGAAGUGAAAAAAAAACCUUCACAAUUCAAAGCGCAUUCCGCGCUCGUCAGCAAAGGAAACAAACAAACAAAAAAAGUCAGUGUCCAAAUGUGUGUGCAACUUGGUGAGAUUAGUCCGCGACUAACGCUUCCCACAGCAGUGCAAGCAAGUGUGACUAAGCCAGUGACCUGGCCGCUGCUCGUAUAAUCAGAUUUGAAUUUGGCACUCGGCGAUGCUAAAUUGGGUCGUCCUUUGAUUGCGACACACAAAAAAAGAGACAGUUCAGCGCGGGGAGGUCACUCGAGUUCGUUACGAAUAACGUCCGAAAAAAUGCUACUUUGGAUUAAAGCUUUAAGCUAAACGACCCCCUCGACUUCUUUCAAAGGGAGCAGUGAAGGAGCAGUCGAGCACUUUGUUCUAGAGACCGUGGAAGGAAAACAGUCGCGUGACUGAGCGUGAAAAUUGUCUGUGUGUAGAAAAAACGGAACGAACUAACGAACAAGAAUAGGACCUCGUAACUGCGGGGCUGCAAAAUGGAAGAAAUGGUGGACGACCCUCGACGUAGAGACAACCCCCGAGGAUAAAACAGAAAAUUAACGAAGGAAAAAGAAAGAUUCACGCGAGUUACACAACCUUUCGCCUUAAGGAGCAAGCUAUAAAACUAAGAAGAAGAAGAAGCAAAACUUAAGCAAGAAGAAACAAAAGGAAGCAGCAAAGUUGUCCGGAAAUGGAAUUCAUGCAGCGGAAUAUCGCCAUAUCGUUGCUGAUCUUGGUCUUUGGACUGGCAAAAGACAUUUGCUUCUGCCUGCGGCUGACUGAGGUCCGCAUCCCGAACCACGUGGCCAAAAACACGACCGUCGUGCUCGAGUGCCACUUUGACCUUAACGGCGAGGCCCUGUACUCGGUCAAAUGGUACAAGGACGGCAACGAGUUCUACCGGUACGUCCCGCGGGAUAAUCCACCGGCUCAGCUCUUCCUGCUGACGGGAGUGUCCGUCGAUCUGCUGAACUCGACGGAGAACCAGAUAGUGCUAAACAAUGUGACGCUGGCCUCGACCGGAAAGUACCGCUGCGAAGUGUCCGCCGAGGCGCCCUCCUUCCAGACCGUUUCCAGCCACGGCGACAUGGUGGUCGUUGCCCUUCCGGAGACGGAUCCGAAAAUCACGGGCGGCCGGCCCCGCUACCAGAUCGGGGACGUCGUCCGGGUCAACUGCACGUCGGGCCGGUCGAAGCCGGCGGCCAGCUUGACGUGGUUCAUCAACGGCGAGGUGGCCGACCCGAGCUAUCUGCGCCGGUACGAGACUGUGAUAACCGGGAGAGAAGGCCUAGAGACUACGAUUUUAGGGUUAGAGUUCCGCGUCAAGUACCGGCAUUUCAAGCGCGGUGAUAUGAAGCUGAAAUGCGUUGCAACGAUAGCACACGUGUACUGGAAAAGCAACGAGGAAAGCGUCGAAGGGGACAAACAGCCGAAACCGCCGGCGCUCGAGUCCAAAGAGACGCUCCAUCCGAACGGAUCCCGGGCGGAUCGACAAGAAAGCAACUCCAGCUCCAGCAACCACCGGCGGAGAUUUAUGGCCGGCGUUCCGGACGUGCUCGCCCUGGCUUUGGUGCUGGCGACGAUGCUCAACUCGUUAUCCUGGUCACCGACGUCGAGGACCUUGAUCAAGCGAUAACUUCCUUCGGGUUAAAAGUAAAAAAAAACUAUCAGCAUCGUCUCUCUCCAAGGAAGCGAAAGAGAGGGCGAAAUCACGUAUCUUAGUGGCUUUUAUAUUACGUUUUAGACUUUAAUGAAGAACUAACACUUCCCUACCUUCCCUGUUCCCCGGAAAGUCCCCUACUAACCUCCAAACUUUGAUCUGACGACAAGCAUUCGAGACUUUUUCGAACCAACGAAGAAAGCAAAAAAAGAAAAAACUAGCACUUUUAAGAUUAAAUUGAAUGCCAAAGAUAUAAAAAAAACACACACACACUCGAAAGAAGCUGUAAAUUUUGUGAGAUUACCAGAGAGAGAUAAAAAGUAAAAAAAAUGUUAGUAACUUUAGGUGCCAGAAAUGAUUAAUUAAAUUUAAAUUUAAAAAUGUGUCGCAUGAAUGCAUCGAGAGUGAGUGUAAUGUUUCAAAAAUGUUUGUAUGAUAUCUGCGAUUCUGUAAAUAUAAAAAAAGAAAAAGUUUUAUCCUAAGUUGCUACCUUAGAGUAAACAAAAAAAAACUAGUCAAAAUAAAGCAAACAAAAACAAGGUUGACAACAUCGAUAUUAUUCAAACAAGCGCGGUCUCGCAAUUAAUGCAUGUCAAUUUAAGAAAAAAAACAAGCAGAAAAUAAAAAAACCCAAAAACAGUGAACCAGUGUGUUUCUAACCUUAAAAAGAAGAAAGCAAAACAAAAGCAGUAUUACUUAUCGUUGAAAAAAAAACUAAGCUAAACAUUCAGCAGAUAAACAAACACACUCAAAACACUGACUAACUAAACUAAAAAAAACGGCGUCAUAUCAGGAAGGAAUACGCUAAAAGAUCACACAAAGCAUAAGUAAGACGACGAAGAAGAAGUAAAAACUUUUUAAAACUACUUAUUUAUGUGACGGAAAUUUCACUCUUAACAAAAAACAAACAAAAAAAAACUUUAAAACAUAUUUAUGGUGAAAACAAGCAAAAAACAUACGAAAAAACAAGUUGUCUACUCAAAUUCAAUGUGAUUUUUUAAAGAAGCCGCAUCAAAACCGAAAAAAAGCGAAUUAUCCACAAAAACUCAGUUUGUUCAGAAAAAAAAGAGAAAACAAUAACCUCAAUUACCCUCAGAGCCGAGACACGAACCAGUAUUACGGUCAUCCAAUCUAUUUGUUUUUUUUUAUAUUUUUUAGCACAGUGAAUCGCCAUAUCAAAAUGUCACACCUUUCGAGCGAAAUUUUGUGGAAUUGAAUGUGAUUUAAAACGAACAAAAAAUAACCAAACAUUUCAUUUGUGUUCCAAAAUCCCUCCCCUAACCCCACUGUGAAAAAAAUCGCCUAAAAUUAAUGGUGAAAUCGUUAUGCGAGAAUUAAAAAGAAAGCCCAGUUUAUUGUUAUCCCCGAAGAGGCUGAAAAACCAGAUUUGUAUUUGAAGGAGAAGGUAUGAAAAAAAGGACGUGUUUUUAUUUUCUAAUUUUCGGUUUUGGCAACACGCUCGCCAGCAACACUCCAAAGCCAGACGAGAGGGUGUUGGUGAAGGUUAUGAUUAUUGUAAAUAAUUUUCAUAUGAACCAGAUACGAUUUAGUCUAUUUUAAUAAAUGUAUAAAUUCAUGAAUCUUU